GCCGAGUGCCACUGCAGAGCCAGGUGAGAGCUUUAUAAAGAGCGCUGCCUGCACAGGUCUGGUAGACGCAAGAGCAGAGAGCUGCAACUCACACUGACAGCAUCCCAGAGCCGCCUCCACAGACUUCACCAUGCGGUUCAACACCCUAUUCUUCCUGGUGAUCCUUUCUUGCCUCUGCUUAACUUUGGCACAAGUGUCCUAUGAGGACUGCUGCCUGAAGUAUGUGAAGCAUCUGGGCAAAAACACUCAGAAGCACGUAUCGACCUACAGAAGGCAGAAGACAGAUGGCGGCUGCAACAUCCCAGCUGUAAUCCUAAUCAUGAGGAAGGGACGCAAGUUUUGUGCAGAUCCCAAUGAGAAGUGGGUCAAGGACCUUCUGCACAAGAUUGAUGCAAAGAGUUCCAAAAAGCAUUUAAGGCUUCCCAAAAGAGGCUGAAGAGGAUGACUCUCCACAGCGACACCACCUUCAUCUCCCCGCUGUUUGCAGUUUUAUUAUCGAGCAAAGAGCGGCUUUUAUGAGAAUUUUAUGGGAGUCUGACUCAAAGACAAGACAGGAGGCUGGCCAAGAAAAUGUUGCAGCUCUGCUUUCGCUUUUCGCUCAGCAUUAACCAAACAGGUCAAGAGUUAAUCCUAGAGUUGCAGCAGCACUUUGGUGUUAAGAGCUAGACUCUUGAAGUUGAUAGACCACCAUAGAAUAUUUUCACAGAACACACAUUUCAAUGCAUGGCUGCUUCAAGAGGAAACUUUUGCAUCCGUUUUCAUGCCCGACAAGCAUGAAAUAUGCUGUUUGAUAAUUGAACCGGUGAUGAGAGUAAAUUAUGCGUUGAUACAAUAUAUAAUACAUCUGCAAUGUGUACACAUUUCUGUUAAGUAAUUACAUGAUGUAAAAGUGUAUGUUUUUAUUUGCUUCUUUAAGUUUGAGCCAUAGAAAAUGAGAAGCUUUGUCAUACUUUAAAUUCUGUUUUGUUAAAGUGUCUUUUAAGUCUCUUUCUUUUCAUUUGCUUGUGUACAGGUUUCAUUACAAAUUACAUGUUCCAAUAAAAAUCUCACAGAGAAAAAUUUGGUUA
Molecule: messenger RNA, 1067 nt
Organism: Fundulus heteroclitus (mummichog)
Lineage: Eukaryota; Metazoa; Chordata; Actinopteri; Cyprinodontiformes; Fundulidae
Gene: ccl25a
Product: chemokine (C-C motif) ligand 25a
Exons: 5
Coding region: 131-436 (101 amino acids)
Biological process (GO): cellular response to interleukin-1; cellular response to tumor necrosis factor; G protein-coupled receptor signaling pathway
Cellular component (GO): extracellular region
Molecular function (GO): CCR chemokine receptor binding; chemokine activity
Source: RefSeq, a predicted model, not a curated record